Messenger RNA from Carica papaya (papaya), 2180 nucleotides. Its product is annotated as Homeodomain-like superfamily protein. The record is from RefSeq and is a predicted model, not a curated record. Gene Ontology annotation, biological process: regulation of DNA-templated transcription. Gene Ontology annotation, molecular function: DNA-binding transcription factor activity; DNA binding. Lineage: Eukaryota; Viridiplantae; Streptophyta; Magnoliopsida; Brassicales; Caricaceae.
ACCAGUCUCUGUAACCACAUGUCCCCCCCCAUUGUAAGACCUCCUUGAUUCCUUGAGAGAAAGAGAGAAAGAGAGAGAGGGAGAGAGAUUUAAAGGUUUUUGUGGCCUUUGUUGUUUGCAAGAAGUUACCAUCCUCUCCUGCUUUAUACCUCUCUUCGCUUUUUCUUUUCUUUUCUUCUCUCUCUCUCUCUGGGUGACCUACUUUAUUCCCUUGAACUCAACCCUAAAAAGAAACGAUCCUCCUUGUGUUCAGAAACAACAUCUCUUCACUUUCUCCUUCUCCUCUCAACUCAAAUCCAGAAAGCGAGAAGCCAGAAACCCUCUUUUUCUCUUGUUUCUUCCUGCAUGCCCUUCUUCUGUUCCUAUCUUCGCAUGAAAUCUUGGAACAACACUACUCUUCUCUUCAUUACUUGAUCAUUUAUAUCAUUUAUAUAUAUACACAUACGUAAAAGUCCACGUAUAUAUUUCUUCUUCUCCCGGAGCCACUCGUCUUCUUCUUUCUCUCUCCAAAUAUAUAUACAGGAGUGUAGCAUAUAAGUAGUAUCUAUACAGGGUGAUUUAUAGUCAUGGCUUCUCCUUCAGAACUAAGUUUGGAUUGCAAACCACACAGCUAUUCCAUGCUGCUGAAAUCUUUCGGAGACCAGACGACGGCUGACCACGCACAAAAGCUUGAAGAAUUUCUUUCUCGUCUCGAGGAAGAACGCCUCAAGAUCGAUGCUUUCAAGCGGGAACUCCCUCUUUGCAUGCAACUCCUCACCAACGCUGUGGAGGCAUCAAGGCAGCAACUACAGGCGUACAGAGCAAAUCAAGGUCCAAGACCGGUUCUUGAAGAGUUCAUACCACUCAAGAAUCCUAGCUCUGAAAGCACAGAAAAGUUAAACACCAUCUCUGAUAAGGCAAACUGGAUGACAAGUGCUCAACUAUGGAGCCAAGCUGGAAAUGAAACCAAGCCUCAGCCGACAACCAUAAUAUCAUCAUCACUAUCACCUAAAGAAACUGAUAUAGGCUUCAACGUCAGUCCCAAGCUUGCCUUGGAUACCAAGCAGAGAAAUGGCGGAGCUUUUCUUCCCUUCUCCAAAGAACGAAACUCGUGCCCGACACCAACUCCUGUUCGGGCCGGUCUCCCGGAGUUGGCUCUUGUCUCGAGAGAGAAAGACGGUAUGGAUCAAGAUAGUAAAUUCUCUGAUCAGAUGGGUGAGAGUGGAAUGGUGAGGCGAGAAAGUACAGGGAAAGCUGGAAAUGGUAUUAAUGAACAAGGAAAAGGACCUUGUAAUAAUAAUUCAACGUCAGAAGCACAAGCGGGAAAUAAUACUGCUACUAAUGCUGCUCAAACUCAUCGGAAGGCAAGAAGGUGUUGGUCGCCGGACUUGCACCGGCGAUUUGUCAAUGCCCUGCAGAUGCUCGGUGGUUCCCAAGUGGCAACCCCUAAACAGAUCAGGGAGCUGAUGAAGGUCGAAGGCUUGACCAAUGACGAAGUCAAAAGUCAUCUGCAGAAAUACCGCCUCCACACAAGGCGACCAAGCCCGAGCCCACAAGCCACAGGAGCCCCAGCACCGCAGCUAGUGGUUCUAGGAGGCAUCUGGGUCCCACCAGAGUACGCCACCGCACAUGGCGGAACACCCACUCUCUACGGCACGCACCACCACCCAGCAGCUCCCCACGCGCCAACCCACUUCUGUGCGCCACCUCCCGUCCCUCAAGAAUUCUACUCCUCAACAUCACCGGCUGCAGCUCCACCGCCAGCCCUACACCACCCCACGCUCCACCACCAGCUCCUCAUGUACAAGGCAGCCUCGGCACAGACGCAUAGUUCGCCGGAAUCUGACAUCAGAGGAGCCGCGGACCGGUCGGAGAGCAUUGAAGACGGGAAGUCGGAGAGCAGCAGCUGGAAGGGAGACAGCGGAGGAGAGAAUGGUAACAGCGGGGAUCAGAGAAAGGGAUUAGCCGCGUUGAGAGAAGACGGUGAGGAGAGUAAUGGAAGUGAGAUCACUCUCAAAUUCUAGAGGCUUCGGGAAUCUUUUAGGGUUCAGAUUAGGGUUUUUUUUCCUGGGAGUUGAAUGCUUCCAUGACAGUAAAAAAUUUUUACGUUGGAUAUAAAUAUUUACCAUAUGUAAUUUUAUUCCAUAGAGGGUAACAAAGGGAAUAAAAAACAAAAAGCCGAGCGUUUUGUUACGGUAUGU